AUGGAGUUUUGGAUCGCAGUCGGAGGCCGCCUCCGCGCAAGCCUAAAGGGUUGGGGCGCGAACCAGGGGCGUGCUGACAAGAUCCUCAGGGAAAGGCUUCUUGCUGAAUUAAUCGUCCUUGAUAACCAAGCGGACACUCGUCCUUUCUCAGAGCAAGAAUGGGCGCAUCGAUACGCCUUGGAAGGGCAAGUCGAAGCUCUGUUGCGGGCAGAGGAGGAAUAUUGGAGGCGCAGGGGUGGUCUCAAGUGGACGCUCAAAGGAGACGCGAACACCCAGUAUUUCCACGCGUACGCGAACGGCAGACGUAGGAAAUGCUCAAUCCUUAGGUUGCAGUCGGAGCAGGGGCUUCUUCUACAACACUCGGAAAUCACCCAUCAUAUCUACGACUUCUACAUAAGUCUGAUGGGGACCGACGAGGCACAACAAGCGCGCCUCAGCACGGAGGUGUGGCUCCCGUACCAAAAGGUACUACACAGCGAGAACGAAGAGCUGGGGCUCGCGUAUCUCCCUAAGGAGAUUGACAACGCUCUGUUAAGCAUGAAAACUGACACGGCUCCGGGGCCGGAUGGGUGGCCGGUGGCGAUGUUCAAGCGCUUUUGGCCAUUGCUCCGCGGGCCCAUUUACGAGGUGUGUAAUGGCUUCAUGCGUGGCUUUGUGGAUAUUGCUAGGUUAAACUACGGCGUCCUAUCGCUUAUCCCAAAAGUGCCAGGGGCGGACAACAUACGCCAGUACAGACCUAUCGCGCUGAUUAACGUUCCGUUUAAAAUCUGCGCCAAAAGCUGUGCCACUCGGCUCGCGCCGAUCGCCCACCGCACCAUUAGUCGUGCCCAGUCGGCGUUCAUUAGGGGUAGGAACAUUCUGGAGGGACCUCUAGCGCUGCAAGAGACCCUUCACGAGCUUAAGCGCACACACGAACCAGCGAUUCUACUUAAACUAGACUUUGAGAAGGCCUACGACAGAGUUAAUUGGGACUUCCUCAGGCAGAUCCUCACCAGCCGAGGAUUCUCACCGGUUUGGGUGCACCGAGUCUUGCAAUUGGUCUCGGGGGGCCAAACUGCGGUCUCGGUGAAUGGAGAAGUAGGGCACUUCUUCAGGAACAAGCGUGGCUUACGCCAAGGUGACCCCAUGUCGCCGCUCUUGUUCAACUUCGUCGCUGAUGCGUUGGCAGCGAUGUUGCGGAAAGCAACGGAGGCAGGACACAUUAAAGGGGUGUUGGGACACCUCAUCCCAGGGGGGAUUUCGCACCUGCAAUACGCAGACGACACGCUACUGCUGUUCCAGCCCGACCUCCAUAGUGUGGCUACGGUCAAAGCCUUACUGAUUAGCUUCAAGCUUAUGUCAGGGCUUAAGAUCAACUUUCACAAGUGUGAAGUGAUGCCCAUGGGAUUGGAGGCGGAUGAGGGUAGACACAUAGCGGACCUGCUCAAUUGCAAACUUGGCAAUAUGCCGUUUACCUACCUAGGUCUCCCAUUGGAUGCCAAGCGCAUCAAGAUCGACGGGUGGGCGCCGCUCUGGACCAAGGUGGGAGAGCGGGUCAGUCCGUGGAGGGGGAAGUUCCUCUCCUCUGCAGCUAGGUUAGUGCUCACAAACGCGAGCCUCUCCUCGCUGCCACAAUUCGCAAUGGGUUUGUUCCUCCUGGCGGAAGGGGGAGCGACGGGUCUAUGGGUUGAUCUGCUUCGGGCCAAGUACUUCCCGAACGGGAAUUUUUUCGAGGGCGUGGCGAGGGGAUCUCCUUUCUGGAACGAUCUGCAAGCGGUACGGCCAGCUUUCGCUCUGGGAGCCAAGUUCUCCAUUGGUAAUGGUCGCUCGGCUCGCUUCUGGCUUGAUCACUGGGUGGGAGCCCAUCCCCUCUGGGUCGACUUCCAGAGCCUUUAUACCCUGGCUGUCAACCCGGAGAUCUCAGUGGCCACGGCGCUUGCCUCUUCCCCUCCGGCACUGCAUUUCCGGAGAGAGCUAUCGCAAGUAGAACAAGCACACCUUACGGAAUUGCUUGAUUCCAUUGCGCCGGUCACGCUGUCGCCGACGGUGGACACAGUCACCUGGGCCCUCACCCAGUCUGGCAAGUUUUUGGUCAAGUCCCUAUACCGUAAACUGUGCCUGGGCCCAUCCUUCCAGGUGCCAAAGGGCUUGUGGAACGCGCGCCUUCCGCUCAGGAUUAAGGUGUUUUUCUGGCAAAUGUUCUGCAAUAGACUGCCCACUUCCGCUAACGUCGCCAAACGUAACGGGCCGUCGACUGGUCUGUGUGCGAUUUGCAACGUCCUGGAGGACGCGACUCAUGUCUUCUUCCUAUGUCCUCUGGCACGUUUUGCUUGGAGCGCCGUCCGUGCAGCAGCCAACUCCUCCUGGGACCCCCGGUCUGCGUCUGACCUCGCAACCAUAAUUGGCUCUUUUCACGGUGGCAUCAACCGAGUACUCUGGAGCUGUUUCGGCGCCUUGUCCUGGGCACUCUGGCUCACUAGGAACAAACUUGCAAUCGAGGGUAUCUUUCCUUCUCACCCUGCUAACAUAAUCUACAAAUGCAACCUUCUUCUGCAGCAGUGGAGUCCGUUGGCGAAGCGCAAGGAUGCUGAAAGACUGAAUCGCGCCCAAGAACGCCUUCGUCAGAUCUACGUUUUGGCUAGGGAGCCAUCUGCCACCUCUGCGCCGUGA
Molecule: messenger RNA, 2649 nt
Organism: Aegilops tauschii subsp. strangulata
Lineage: Eukaryota; Viridiplantae; Streptophyta; Magnoliopsida; Poales; Poaceae
Source: RefSeq, a predicted model, not a curated record